UGGGGUGGGAGGGGUGGGGGGGGUGGAAUCCAGGGCCUACUGUGUGCUAGGCAAGCAAGCUACAUCCCCAGGUCAGAAUGGAACUACUUUUUACUAGGAUGGGUACAUGAACACGCAUCCAUCGACGUGUGUAAUAGCAUUGCAGAGGGUCGUGGUGCACAUGCGUAAUCCUGGAAUCAUUCUUGGCAAUCGAGUGAGCUUGGCCUGUGUGACAUGAGACCCAGUCUCAAAACGCAAUGGAACAUACAUAGCAAUAUAACAAAAAAAAAGUGAUUUUUGCUACAUACACUUAAGAAUCGAGUCAUAAAAAUAAAGCAACACUAGCAGAUGGUGGAUAGAAAUAACGUGAGCAGUUCAGUGGGGGAAAGGCUCCCAGAUCUUCCUGGGGAACAGUCGGGUGUGUAUUUUUACUACAGUGAUGGUGGUUACACAAAUUUAGAUAUGACAAAAUGAUAGGAGUUUUACCCCAAUGUCGGUUUCCUGCUUUUGAUGUAAACCGUAGAAGGAACUGAGUGAAAAGCAGAGUUGUUUCUGUGUAUUCUUUUAACAACUUCUUGUUAAUCUGUGCAUUGAGACUAAUCCUGUUAUUGUAUUUAUUGAGCAUCCUCCCAUUGGCAUACACGAGCAUGUGCAUAAACUUUAUCCGUGAAUACUUUUAACAAAACGGCGGUAUAUUGCAUCAUGGUCCUGAACCUUACUAUUUUUUUUCUUUGGUGACUUUUCCAAAUUAUAUAGACAUUGGGUAUUGUACAGUCUUUUCCUGGAUGCAUAAUACUCUGUUCCAAAUUGGUCCCAUAAUGCAUUUCAAUUUAUUGAUUAACACUGGUAUCUUAACAAGGAAUUGCACUUAAAUAAUUUGGAAAUUUUUACAAUAUGAAAGAUUAGCUAGAAUUUGAUUGAGGCCAAUUUUUUUCACGGAUUUCAUAGGACCAACCACCAGAAUAUCUUUUAAUUAGAAGCAAGAACACGAAGGACAGAAGGAAAACGCUGGGAAAUUUCCUGGGUCCAAUGGGAAGCAGUGAGCCUGCAGUUUGGAAUUACUGCCGGGAAUUCGCCAUAAGGGCAGGGAGUGGAAUGGGGGAAGGUUGAAGAGGAGGAACUACAGAUGUAGGAGGCCAUGCUCCAAACCCAGCCUUCCCAGGGCUCAGAUAUACUUAAGUGUAUCCAGGCUAGGCACUGUGACGGUGCGUGGCCACCAGGCGGGUUCCUACCACUCCCACCAUCACCUCCCCCACCCCCGCCUCCAGCCCACGCGCGCAAGGGGAGCACACGUGGUGACCUGCCUGGGGCUGGAUUCCGGGCUCCAGCUCCUCCUCCCUCCCUCCAGCUCGCGCUCGGCUUGCUGCAGUAUCACGUGCAACCGCGCCGGGUGCAGGAUGGCGGCGGCGGCCGCGGCGGCAGCAGCGCUGGGUGUCAGGCUCCGGGACUGCUGCAGCCGGGGCGCCGUACUCCUGCUCUUCUUCUCCCUGUCCCCUCGGCCCCCGGCCGCCGCUGCCUGGUUACUGGGUCUGCGACCCGAAGACACUGCCGGAGGCCGCGUGUCUCUGGAGGGGGGCACCCUGCGGGCGGCCGAAGGCACCAGCUUCCUCCUGCGGGUCUACUUCCAGCCUGGCCCGCCGGUCCCCGCCGCGCCCGUGCCCGCACCCUCCCUGGCCCCGGGGGAAAACGGCACGGGCGAUUGGGCCCCGCGGCUCGUGUUCAUCGAGGAGCCCCCGGGCGCGGGCGGCGCGGCGCCCAGCGCGGUCCCCACGCGUCCCCCGGGACCUCAGCGCUGCCGCGAGCAGAGCGACUGGGCGUCGGACGUGGAGGUCCUGGGGCCCCUGCGCCCCGGGGGCGUGGCGGGCUCGGCCCUGGUCCAGGUGCGGGUGCGGGAGCUGCGGAAGGGCGAGGCGGAGCGCGGCGGCGCGGGCGGCGGCGGGAAGCUCUUUUCGCUGUGCGCCUGGGACGGGCGCGCUUGGCACCACCACGGCGCCGCCGGCGGCUUCCUGCUGCGCGUCCGCCCGCGCCUCUACGGCCCGGGUGGGGACCUGCUGCCGCCCGCGUGGCUGCGAGCGCUCGGGGCGCUCCUGCUGCUGGCCCUGUCCGCCCUGUUCAGCGGCCUGCGCCUGAGCCUGCUCUCGCUGGACCCGGUGGAGUUACGGGUGCUGCGGAACAGUGGCUCGGCCGCCGAGCAGGAGCAGGCGCGCCGCGUGCAGGCCGUGCGCGGCAGGGGGACCCAUCUGCUCUGCACCCUGCUCCUGGGCCAAGCCGGCGCCAAUGCCGCGCUGGCCGGCUGGCUGUACGCCUCGCUGCCGCCGGGCGUCGGGGACCCCGGGGAGGACUCCGGCGAGGCGGGGGUUCACUUCCCGUGGCUGCCGGCGCUGGUGUGCACCGGCGCCGUGUUCCUGGGAGCCGAGAUCUGUCCGUACUCGGUGUGCUCGCGCCACGGGUUGGCCAUCGCCUCGCACAGUGUGUGCCUGACCCGGCUCCUCAUGGCGGCUGCCUUCCCGGUGUGCUACCCUCUGGGCCGCCUCCUGGACUGGGCUCUGCGCCAGGAGAUCAGCACCUUCUACACGAGGGAAAAGCUGCUGGAGACGCUGCGGGCCGCCGACCCUUACAGCGACCUGGUGAAGGAAGAGCUCAACAUCAUUCAGGGAGCCCUGGAGCUGCGCACCAAGGUGGUAGAGGAGGUGCUGACCCCUCUAGGGGACUGCUUCAUGUUGCGCUCUGACGCCGUGCUUGACUUCGCCACUGUAUCCGAGAUCCUCCGUAGUGGCUACACUCGCAUCCCGGUGUAUGAGGGCGACCAGAGGCACAACAUUGUGGACAUUCUGUUCGUCAAAGACUUGGCCUUUGUGGACCCGGACGACUGUACCCCGCUGCUCACAGUCACCCGCUUCUACAACAGGCCCCUGCAUUGUGUCUUCAAUGAUACCCGGCUGGACACUGUACUGGAGGAGUUUAAGAAGGGAAAAUCUCACUUGGCCAUUGUCCAGAGAGUGAACAACGAGGGUGAAGGAGACCCUUUCUAUGAGGUGAUGGGCAUUGUGACUCUGGAGGACAUCAUAGAAGAGAUCAUCAAGUCGGAGAUCCUCGACGAAACUGACCUCUACACUGACAAUCGGAAAAAGCAGAGGGUCCCACACCGGGAGAGAAGGCGGCAUGAUUUCUCUCUGUUCAAGCUUUCAGACUCCGAGAUCAGAGUCAAGAUCUCGCCACAGCUGCUGCUUGCCACACACCGCUUCAUGGCCACAGAAGUGGAGCCCUUUAAGUCCCUGUACCUUUCGGAGAAGAUCCUGCUCCGGCUUCUGAAACAUCCCAACGUGAUCCAGGAGCUUAAGUUUGAUGAGAGGAACAAGAAAGCCCCAGAACACUACCUCUACCAGCGCAACCGCCCGGUGGACUAUUUUGUGCUGCUCUUACAGGGGAAAGUGGAAGUGGAGGUUGGUAAGGAAGGCCUUCGCUUUGAGAACGGAGCCUUUACCUACUAUGGUGUUCCAGCCAUCAUGACCAGCGCUUGCUCAGAUAAUGACGUGCGGAAGGUUGGAAGUCUGGCUGGAUCCUCUGUCUUCCUGCCCGUCUCUGUGUCUCGUACCUUCGCCUUCAGCAGAGGGGACUCUCUGGCAGGCUCCCCAGUAAACCGGUCCCCUUCUCGCUGCAGCGGGUUGAAUCGCUCCGAGUCUCCAAACCGAGAGCGCAGUGACUUCGGCGGAAGCAACACGCAACUGUACAGCAGCAGCAACAACCUCUACACACCUGACUACUCGGUGCACAUUCUCAGUGAUGUGCAGUUCGUGAAGAUCACACGACAACAGUACCAGAACGCACUCACGGCCUGCCACAUGGACAGCUCACCCCAGUCCCCGGAUAUGGAAGCCUUCACUGAUGGGGACUCCACCAAGGCCCCCACCACCCGGGGCACACCCCAGACUCCAAAGGACGACCCGGUCCUCACCCUCCUGAGCAACAGGACCAGCUUGCCAUGCAGCCGCUCGGAUGGUCUGAGAAGCCCAGGCGAGGUUGUGUACCUGAGGAUGGAGGAGAUGGCCUUCCCCCAAGAAGAGAUGCCCAACUUUGAGGAGCACAGGUCACAGCAAGUCUCGCUGUCCCCUGUCGCAGUUCCUACAACAGCAGGUUGGAGACCUGAGUCUGCUCUCCCUUCAGCUUCGGAUCCUGAAUGCUGUAAUAUCCACCUGGAUCCAGAGGCCAGCCCCUGCAGCAGCGACUCUGAGGAAAACAUGGGCAAGAAGCUGCUGAGAACCUUGAGUGGCCGGAAAAGAAAGAAGUCCGCAGACGGGGAGCGAGCCUCCGAGGAAAACUCCAAUUUAACGCCCCUGAUCACAUGACCAGGUCUUCCCUCAUUGGCUGAGUGUGAGACUCUGAGGCUUUGGGGGAAGACCCACCCUCCCGUCACUCGCCACCCCCAAGGCCUCCCAUCAGUGACAGAACAUUCGGCCCUUCACCCUUCACCCCUCAGUCAGUCUGGCACGUUUUAUCAGUUGCCUCCAGUCUGACACAGAAGGAGACGCCUGUAAUGGAAGACGCUAGAAAUGGUUUUGUCUGUAGCAUAGUCUAAGAACUGGCCAGGGCCGACGCAAAGCUGAGAAUGCCAUUCUGAGGCUCCCAAUAAUAAUCUUUGUUCUUUGGUGUCCCUGGGCCACAGGAGACCCAUGUCCUGGAAUUCACCAUUCUUUCUUCCAGGACAAAAUAAUGCUUUCUACCAUAGUUCAUGCUUAGCAUUCGCUCAGACAGUGAUGCGGGCAGAGAGGUGUACUGGAGUCUAGAGGAGCCGGUGUGAAAAUCAGCUCCAGGGAUGGACAGAUGGACAAGGAUUGUUCCCUGUUAGUGUGUGGAUUCUCCCCACAGCCUGGGGAAGGGCAGUUCGGCUGCAGUGAAGAAAGAGAGAGGAAGCCCUGAGUCCCUGUAUCUCCCAGAGACGUCAGUUUGGGCUUCCCGAGUCUAUAAGCUUGCUUCAGAAGAGGAGGUUCAGGGGACACAGAGACCAAGUUGUGAGCCAGAUACAGAACUUCAGGUUUUAAGUGAAAAUAAAAGCAGGAAAAAAAAAAAAAAACAACUUACAUGAAAAAUUGUAAGUUGUUAAAAUUUGUGUAGCCAUGAUAAACCAAAGAGUGCCCAGGUCGGCCAGGACGGAUGUGCCGUGCUGUCACGGGACUUCACUGUGCUUGACACAGGAAUGUUGAACGCUCAUUUUUCUUUUUCACAUACCCCCUCCUCAGGCCUCUUUACUACAUCCCUUGCUGGUCAGCUAAGUAUUCCAAAAACCUACCAGAUCCAGGGGUUUUAGCCCUGGAUGUUGGGGCAGAUGCAAUUCUAAUCAUAACCACAAGAUGGCAGAGUGACCAUGCAUAUCUACUCCUACGAAUCAUGUAGGUGUUGGGAAACACAACCAGCCCAAGGGAAAAUUUCAAAGUCAAGUUUGAGUUUCUGAUUCGUUUCCCACCCCAUCCUUGCACACCUCCAGUCAGUGCCCAGAGAUCCAGUGCUGCCUGCUGAAUCUCCAACUAUUCCCUAGCUGCCUCCCCCAACCUCCACUCCCACCCCACCCCCAUUCAGUCACGGGGAAAUACUUGCCCACAGGAACUUUUAACUCAGGGGUUGUUGACCUGGGGCCAUUACCCCAUGGGGGUCCAUAGUUUGACUCCAGUGGGCUAAAGAGCCCUUAAAAUUGUCGGAAGUGUUUUUGUGUGUUUUUCAGAAGCUUGAAGCUUUCUUAAUAUUCUCAAAGUUCCCAGAUCCAGGAAGGCUUUUUAACUGUUUUGAAUAAUGGAACUUUCAGCCCGAUGUUUCUGCAAUGCAGAGUGAAUUCUGGGAUGCUUGAGAAGAGUGUU
Mus musculus (house mouse) is the source of this 5828-nucleotide messenger RNA. RefSeq names its product cyclin M1 (gene Cnnm1). The record is from RefSeq and is a predicted model, not a curated record. Gene Ontology annotation, biological process: transmembrane transport; magnesium ion homeostasis. Gene Ontology annotation, cellular component: plasma membrane. The transcript has 12 exons. NCBI's taxonomy places the organism in Eukaryota, Metazoa, Chordata, Mammalia, Rodentia, Muridae. The coding region runs from base 1377 to 4325 and encodes 982 amino acids.